This is a messenger RNA of Penicillium salamii, 963 nucleotides long. NCBI's taxonomy places the organism in Eukaryota, Fungi, Ascomycota, Eurotiomycetes, Eurotiales, Aspergillaceae. The record is from the annotation of a GenBank genome assembly.
AUGGGUUUGAAGAUGGCUGAAUGCGAACCUCCAGUCCUAGACUAUUACUCCGUAUCCGAAACCUCCUCGACCACGCUCUCCUCCUCCCACACCUCACAAGAGUCUCUCGAGCCAGCAUUCCUACCCUACUGGGCCCGAUACGAGACAAAGUGCGCCCAAAACCUACUAGACUACUCCCCGGAGCCGAUCGAAUACGACCACGAGGACGAAGACUACCGCGACAACUGCUUCUUCUUCCCAGAAGACUGUUCCUGGACACCCCCGCACGAAUACAGGCAACCUUGCCUCAGAGAGGACCAACACCAAAUCCCUAUCUCAACACAACCACCCACAAUGAUCCCAGGCCUCCCAGAUAUCAAAAUGCUCGACGCAGAAGCACUAAGCGACCUCCUCGAAGAUAAUCUCUCCCCACCAGAGAUAACAACCAUAAUCGUUUUCGCAACCAACGGCGCCGUCUUCGCCCACGGCUCAACCCUUUCCUCCCGCCAACUCCGCAACCUAAGCGCCACCUACGGCGCCGCAUACACCUGCUACGCCAAAAGCGCAUCAACAGGAAACCUGACAGGCGUAAACCCAGCCAGCCACCCCUCCUCCUACGUAACCGCCAAAUCAAUGUCCCUAGGCGACGUCGGUUCCAUCGUCUUCGAACUAAACGACUCAGUAGCAGUCGUGACUCGCAUCGCAGACAAAGUCCUAGUAGCUGCAGUCGGUCCUUCCAAAGCUACAGAAUCACAAGAUUUCCCUGGAACAGACGCACCUACAACUCCAGACGAACGCACGCCUGCGCCUUCACCUGGUUUGGAUGGGAAUGAAAUUGAUCGGACGGCUGACUUGGCCCGGCUGGCUAGUUUGAAUCUCUCUGCUUCGCCGGCUGUCUUGUUAGCGCUGGAAUCGAAGUGUGCGGCUCUAGCUCGCUUUUUGGGACAGAAGUUGGAUGAUUUGGAAAGUCCGGAGGAUUUCUAG